GAACAUAUUUGAAUUGUUUUGCUAACACUCAAUGCAUUUGUUAAUUUGUCUUUUCUAAGCUAAGGUUCGUUGCAGGUUUCAAUUAUUUUCUGUUCAUAUAUAAUUUUCUGGCUUAAUAUGUCCUUAUUUCUAAAUGUAUCGCCGGAAAGGAUGAUGGAUUACAUAUCAGUCGACAGAAGGAAUAUACGCAUAUGCUUUUUUUUUUAAUUAGUGAUACUAAUUGUAUUUUCGCUAUAAAUCAUUGUUUAUACUAUUAUGGGUUUAACAGCAAUUUUUCCAUCAAUACAAACAAAACAAUGUUUCAAUCAAUCUAGUAAUACACAUCCGUCAUAUUUAUUUAAACUUUGACAUUCAUAAACGAAAUAUGGACACAAGUUUGACUUAAUCAGAUAUCAAAAGAAUUUAUCUCGUGAACGGCUGUAAACAGAAGAUAAAGAACCUACAAGCAAGUACAAAACUUUAUCUGUUAACCAAAGAUAUAUUGCAGAAAAUUACCUUGUUGAAAGUCAAACGUUACUAACAUAAUGGCGGAACAGUGUGAAAAAGAGAUUUUAAAACUAUAUGCAUAUUUGGAAAAAAUUGCAAGUACGGAAGACAAUGAUAUAAAUGAUAUAAAUGGACUAGAAAAUCAUUUUGAAAAUUGUUUUCCCUCGAAAACUGAGGACCCGCAUAAAAAAAUUAAAUUAGGACUUCUUCAGAAUGCAGAAUUUCUUACCAAAGGCAAGAUUGAAAGAUCGCAUAGACUAGAAAUCAAUGCAGAAGAUACAGGAGAUACUUUUUUGAAUGGGGAUUCGUUGCUAUUACGUGCAAUGUCAAUAAACGUGAAGAAGAACAGCCCCCGAAAAGGAAUUCUCGACAAAAUCAUCAAGUGUAUAAUAAAAUACUGUCCGGGGUUAAUCAGUUUUGAGAAGAUACAUGAAAACAGUAAAGGUGUGACCCCAGUGCAUCUAGCAAUUGUGCAAGAAGACAAAAAACUUCUUGAGAUUAUGGCAGACACACUUAAUAAAGAUGUUGACACAAGUCAGCAGAAAGCAAAAUUAAAGAGAAUCCAUGCAGAAAGCGCCAUAUUUCAAGAUACAGUCAUGAUGGCUGGGACUCUGCUUGGGGUCGCUUCUUUAAAAUUCAACGAAGAAAUAUUCUGUAUCCUCCUUAAGAACUUUGUAUCGGAAUUGGAUGCUACAAACGAAAAAGGCGAUAACAUUAUACAUUCCUUGAUAAAGUAUGCACACAUCAAACCAGCAACGCUCGAGUUAGUGCUCAAAAUGGUCAGUUUCAUUUUGGAUUGUCAAUUUAUCAAAAGAGGAUCAAAGUAUGAGGGGAAAAAAGCUUUCUUUUGGAAUCGUCAAUGGACUUUCAGGAAGCAAGUCUGUAAACUACUGAUGAUGACGAACAAAGAGAAACUCACCCCACUGCAGUUGGCAGCUAAAAGGCAGCAGUUCAAAAUCUUUGACGUAAUCAUUCAUCAUGAGGUAUACCUUUCACGAGAAUCUAACGACGGUCUCUUUAAUGAAGAAACAUACGACAUCACUGAGAUCGAUACGCUUGCAAUUGAAAGUGAUGUCAAUGCGUCACAUGUAGAGGACAUCAAAACCGAGCAUCAUGAAUCGGUACUAGAAUAUGUGCUCCAUCAUCAGACAAACAACGCGUUCUUAUUUACCAACGUUACGCCAGUAAAGGAGGUGAUAAGAGAAAAGUGGAAGUAUUACAGACCUUGGUUCCUUUCAUGGUUUGCCAUUUAUCUUUUCUUCAUGGGUUUUCUCUCAUAUGCUGCUGUAUUAAGGUCACAGAUGACGACACCGAUCUCGGACAAGAGUACAAUUCAAUUUACAUAUCCUGUGACAAAAAACGUUUUUGUUACAGCUAUUUCAGCGAUUGGUUUGCUUUUCUCUGCAUUGUUUGUUUCAAUGGAGUGUGCAAGGAACAAAAUUAAACGAUUUCGGUCUCAAACCUCUUCAAAGUUUACAAAACGUAUUAUUCGUCACUUUAGCAUGCCGUAUUCAAACGUCAUGUUUCGGAUGUACUUUGUCUUAUUUUCAUUUCUUCUCCUGUUUGAUUUCUUUUUUGCCGCUAUUGGUGAGUCAGGAGAUAUGUCUGGAUACGAAAACUAUUGCCUGAUUUUCGCAAUUAUAAUUGGGUGGUACCUUGUUUUAUUCUUUCUUCAAAUUGUCAAAGCAUUCAGUUUCUAUACUGUUUUGAUUCAGAGGGUUAUUUCUGAUAUGAUAAAGUUCGCAUUUGUCAUGGGCAUAUUUCUGAUAGCUUUUUCUAUUGCAAUGUUCAUGAUUAUGCAAGGCGCUAACACGGAAGAUGAGGAUUUUAACAAUUUAGGAAAAACGAUGGUCAAAAUGUUGACUAUUAUGCUUGGUAUCGGAGAAUUAGACAUACUGUUUCAGGCUCGACAACCGAUUUUAGCGGUUACAGUCUUUGUUCUUUUUGUUCUUUUAACAACAAUCCUUUUACUCAAUGCACUUAUAGCAAUGAUGUCCAAUUCAUGCACGGACUUGAUGAGUAACAAUGCCGAUGUAGUAGCCACAAAAAUGCAUUAUCGUCUUCAGAAGUUAUCGGUUAUUUUAUUUCUCGAAAGUUUCCUUCCCCGUAGAUUUUGUAAGGAGGUCGGUACCCUAAAACAGAUGCCAAGAUAUGACAAUGAAAAUAAUAAAGACCAGAUCAAACAAAGACGCAUGUGGAUGAGGAAUUCCGUACACGGCCAUGAAGGAGCGGGGUCUGACGCAUCGGAAGAGCCAGUACAGCUUACACAUAACAAAAUUGAUAUUUCUAGUUUACUGGGAAAGAUUCUGCCGAGAAAGAAAACUUCAAAUAAAAAACACAAAGUGUUUCCUGAAAUUCAAAAUACAAUUGUUUCCACCCUACAGGGUCAGCAGUCAUUGAACAGGCGGCUUGAAAUCACAGAUAUUGAACGAACAAGAUGUGACACCUGUCAAAAUCAUUCCAGAAUUGUUUCCCAAACACAAGAAAUAACGGAAUUUUUAUAAUGGAUGAGUGAAUAGUUGGAUUUUACGGCGACUCGACACAAAAAGAGUAAAUAUCGCCGAAACGAAAUGAAGUUGAUAAACAUUUAUUAUAAAAUCCUACAUACAGUCAAAACUUGACAAAAUAAAAAUUAAUGCGUAUAAAACUUAUUAUGUUGAAAUUGUAAAGUAAAUGCAUGUCUGUUUCAAAAGAAAGUAAAACAGUGUCAGCAGAAACUGUGAAAAAAAAAAUGUCCAAGGAGUUAUUCUCGCAAAUCCUUGCAAUUGGUUGAAAUAUGUUUAAUAUUAAGUGGCGUUUGUCUUAGUGUCAUUCAUGCUGUUCUUCUUCCUUCAGAAGAUAAGAAUGCGUCAAAUGGGUAUGACCUAUUCCGUAGAACUUAAAUGUUCUUUGAUUUCAUAACUAUAAAAUUCAAUUCAAACAUGCUUUAGAAAACAACUGCCUUUAACGUUUUGAUUCUUAAUAAUAAAAAGUUAAAUCCAUAGUUUUGUCUUGAAAACUAAAUCUAUCACUUAUAUAUUAUACGUAUUUUAUUCUUUAUAAAUUGCUUUAUUAAAUGGCUAUAACUAUUCUGUAAAACAUACGGCUUGUGACGGAAAUCAAAGUAAUUGGAGAUCCGAUCUAGCAUUUUGCAGCACUAACCUGGUCGACUUUCAUUUAUGUUCAUUGUUUUGGUUUAGUGCAGAUUAAUUAAUUUACCUCAAGUGCUUUACGUGGGAUAUGUUCGUGAUAACAUAUUUUUCAGUGGACUAAUAAGUAAUUGAAUUACAUAUAUUCUUUUUUAGAAGACCUUAAAGUUGAUCAUAUUCUAAAACAUAAUCAAAUCGAGAUUUCAGUGUUAUACUUUUAAAUGUCAUUGAGACAUCUAUGUUUUUUACAUUUGUUUUAUGAUUCCAAAUUGUUGUUACAAUGUCUACCCAAUGGUAACGUAAGACCCUGUGCGAAAGUUCACACAAAAUGACAUACUGGGGUUCACUGUUGCUUUAAUGUUUUCUUACCAUUGGGACAUGGAAAUGUGUUCCAUAUGCGAUAAUACGCUACAACCAUUUCGUCUAACAAAGACGGGAUUAAAACAAGACAUAGUGGAGAUGUUUUAUAGGAUCUGGAAGUUUAAUCCGUUAUGUUGUAAAAUGCCGACAUUGUGUCUUGUUUGAAAAAUGCAUUUCUUAAAUAUAUGUCCGUCCAGACAUAGCAAAGUAUGUAUAUAGACGAUAUUUAUAUACUUGUAUAUUGAAUAUGGGUCCCCGAGAGAUGAGACAAUUGCAGUAUUUUCAUAAGCGCUUAACGUGAGGGAAAGACAGACAAUUGUCUCACUUCAAGGCCAGCGUGAGACAUAUAUAAGAGUAUAAAUAUAUUAUAUGUAUAUAAUAACAAGCAUGUUGUUAGUAAUAUUGUGAUGUUGAGGUGUAUGCAUAAGUCACUAAAACAUCUUUUCCAUUUUAUUGUGCUCUGUUGAAAUAUUGUUGACAUCCUGUAAUCAAGAUGAGCAGUCAGAUAAUGUUCUUAUGUAAAUAUUUCUUAUAGUUAUUGCUCUGCUUAAAACCUUCGUGUGGUAAACAUGGGUCUUCUUGUUUUAUUUGUUGAGGCGUGUCUAUAUUAAACGUAAGCAUGAUUCAGUUUGAUUUAAGUAUAUGUAAUGUAGAUUGAUAAUAAAUUAUUAAUAUCAAAAUAAG
Mercenaria mercenaria is the source of this 4658-nucleotide messenger RNA. RefSeq names its product transient receptor potential cation channel subfamily V member 3-like. Gene Ontology annotation, cellular component: membrane. The transcript is spliced from 2 exons. Bases 525 to 2990 code for a protein of 821 amino acids. Gene Ontology annotation, biological process: calcium ion import across plasma membrane. The record is from RefSeq and is a predicted model, not a curated record. NCBI's taxonomy places the organism in Eukaryota, Metazoa, Mollusca, Bivalvia, Venerida, Veneridae. Gene Ontology annotation, molecular function: calcium channel activity.